AACCAGUUUUGGCUCAAACCCUUUUAGAACAACUAAGAAUGGGGGUCUUCAUGUUGGGUUCGCCGGCUUCCUUUGUUUCUGUAGGAGGUUUCAGUUACAGGACUGUAAAGUUUCAGUCUUUCCCUGUGAAAGAGAGAUAUAGUGCUGCUUUGCAGUUGGGCAACAAGUUCAAGGAUGACACCCAAGGAAAAGUUUCCUUGUGCCGGCGUGAAUCAAUCGAAUUUGAAGAGAGAAAAAGCCCCAAUGAGGUCAGGAAAGAGAUAGAAAGAUGCUAUGAACUCAUACACAGGCUUGGCAGGGGAGUUGUGUAUUUGGGUUCAUCGAGGAUGGGUCCUGACCAUCCACAUUAUGCGCAAGCACUGGAGCUUGGUAGAGAGGUGGCUAGCCUUUUGGACUGUACCACAUGGACAGGAGCUGGUCCCGGGCUCAUGGAUGCAGCUAUUAAAGGUGCUCUAGAAGCAGGAAAACCAGUAGGUGGGUUCAAGGUUAGAAAAGAAGCUGGAGAAUGGACUGCCUCAAAUUUCCAUCCAUACCUGCCUUCAGAAACUUAUCUUACAUGCAGGUUUUUCUCUGCUAGAAAACAUGGCUUAGUUGAUGCUGCAGUUAGGAGUUGCAAUACUGACAGGACUGCUGUAGUUGCUUUCCCUGGUGGUGUUGGCACCCUAGAUGAAAUGUUUGAGAUAAUGGCAUUAAUUCAACUCCAAAGAAUUGGGUCAGAGCUUCCAGUUCCGUUCAUUGUGAUGAACUACAAUUCAUUUUACAAGAAGCUUUUUGACUUUCUUGAUGACUGUGAGCAUUGGGGGACUGUCUCCAAGGGAGAGGUUUCAUCACUGUGGAGGAUCUGUGACACUAACUCAGAGGCUAUAGCCUAUUUGGCAGAUUUCUACGAUUUGCAUUCUCCUGACAAAGCUGACUUGAGAAGUGUACAUCCCUAACAAGAAUUGGGAUUGACAGGGGGCCAAUUUUCAUAAUUGAGUAAAAACUGUUGUACACUACAGUUGAUUUUCUUUUCCCCCUUUUUGAACAUCAGCUGAAACACUACAGUUGAUAAUAUUGAGUUUUAAGACCAGAUUUUGGUCUUAAUCCUGGCAAAGGAUGUACUUUUGACAUCUCAAGAAUUUGAGUUGUUUAUGAAAACUAUUAUAUUUGGAGGGGCGCAAACAGUGUUCUGAUGAAGGGUCUGAUUCUGCAUCAUGAUCACGACUUUUAAAUCACAGGUAGCUCUCUUUGAUCAAACAUGGUGCUCCUACCUGAAUUGCUAUGUUGUCUGGAAGGUUAAAGAUGCUGAACAUUGGAGGAGGUUUUGGUAAGAGCAGCUUGCCAACUUCACCUCUCUAUGAUUCAAAAUACAUGCGGGCUCACUCCAGAAGGAGAUAAUUCUGAACUUAGUCAUGACAUGAGGGUUAUUGAGGGACCAGUCUUUCCCUAGCUCUUUUUGUUGAUUGAACUUUCAUGAUACUACUACUUUCUUUUAAGUAGCUAAAAUCAAUGUAUCUGCUUCUUGCUGCAAAUGUUUUUGCCUCUAUUGGUGAAUCAGUUUGGCGUAGGGUUAUUGAGUUUUUAUAUUUCCAAAUGAAAUGAAAAGCUUUAA
This is a messenger RNA of Rubroshorea leprosula, 1591 nucleotides long. The record is from the annotation of a GenBank genome assembly. NCBI's taxonomy places the organism in Eukaryota, Viridiplantae, Streptophyta, Magnoliopsida, Malvales, Dipterocarpaceae.